Molecule: messenger RNA, 627 nt
Organism: Lactuca virosa
Lineage: Eukaryota; Viridiplantae; Streptophyta; Magnoliopsida; Asterales; Asteraceae
Source: the annotation of a GenBank genome assembly
AUGUGCUUUACCUUUGCGUGGGUUGGAUGGGAGGGGACCGCACAUGACACGAGAAUUUUCAAUGAAGCGCGAAGGAGACAUGAAGUUAAGUUUCCACUUCCAGCCAAUGGUAAGUUUUACCUUGUAGACGUUGGAUAUCCUAAUACAAAAGGUUAUCUUGCUCCCUACAAAGGUUCAAACAUCCGUUAUCAUAUUCCUGAUUUUCGACGUGGACAGACUCGUGCCUCGCGGGAACCAAAAGGCUUCAAAGAAAAAUUUAACUAUUAUCAUUCGUCACUUCGCAAUGUAAUUGAACGAACUUUUGGAGUCUGGAAGGCUCGAUGGGUGUUACUAAGAGAUAUACAUGUAAAUUUCGACUUCGAGACCCAAGUCAAAAUUGUGCUAGCUUCAAUGGCGAUUCACAAUUACAUUAGAAUGAGCGGUAGUGGUGAUGCAGCAUUUCAGAUAGCGCAAGAAGAAUCUUAUAUUCCGUGCAAUGUUGAAGGACCCGAUGAUGGUAUUGAGCCACAUGACGAAGUAUCAAGUGGACAACAUAGAAGUGACGAUAUAUAUAUGAGUGCAGUACGCGAUAUGAUUGCGGGACAGAUUUUUUCAAGGUCAAACACUCGUGCACGUAAUGGCGUAUGA